Molecule: messenger RNA, 399 nt
Organism: Talaromyces atroroseus
Lineage: Eukaryota; Fungi; Ascomycota; Eurotiomycetes; Eurotiales; Trichocomaceae
Exons: 2
Coding region: 1-399 (132 amino acids)
Molecular function (GO): protein binding
Source: RefSeq, a predicted model, not a curated record
AUGCCUCUGGUCGAUCUGUAUACGAGUCGGCACUCCAAAACAUUAGCAAGUAUCGCGCAUUCAGCACGAACAGAGGCAGCACGAACGCUCAAUGCGAGCAAUCCAGCAUCUCUAUACUGUCUCCCAGCCGAGCUGAUCUGCGAGAUCUGUGACUAUCUUCCCACCGCAGAGACAUUCUGCCUGAUGAUAUGCUGUGCUCGCUUCUGGCAUGGCCGAACCGGCAUUCCAACCUUCAUCAAGGUGCGCCAGCUGGUCUGUCAACCACAACCACCACGCGUCAAAGAAAUUGAAGUGUCCACCAUCAUGGCCAAGAUUAAAAUACCCACGACGCUCGAGACAAGCCACUGGAUACGAGCUUUGUGUGACUCGCUUCCGUAUCCUCCGCCUGUUGGAGUUUGA